Molecule: messenger RNA, 1119 nt
Organism: Drosophila subobscura
Lineage: Eukaryota; Metazoa; Arthropoda; Insecta; Diptera; Drosophilidae
Exons: 1
Coding region: 84-1040 (318 amino acids)
Biological process (GO): regulation of transcription by RNA polymerase II
Cellular component (GO): transcription regulator complex; nucleus
Molecular function (GO): DNA binding
Source: RefSeq, a predicted model, not a curated record
AGAAAUCCACGGACACACUGACCAUCACUAAACAAAACACGAAACACGCAAAAAAAAAUUUUAAAUACUCAUAUUUAAACAAAAUGAGCUCCAACCAUCGACCCCUGGACGCAUCGGAUAUCCAGCUGAUAGAAACCAUACGCGCAACACCUUCGCUUUAUGAUCCGCAGCUUCCCUCGUUUCGGCUCUCGCAGCGCAAAGAGGAGGACUGGGCGAAAGUGGCAGGGAGUUUGAGAAUUUCGAUUACAGAUGCUCGACGGCGUUGGACCUGUUUGAGGGAUCGCUACUCGCGUGAACUCAAGCAGAUGCGCCUUCAUCCCACUAGCGAAUUCGGACGCAAUGAUUUCUUCAGACAAAUGGAUUUUCUGCGGGAGUUUGUUAGAAAACGACGCGAGCGCAACAGAAGAGAUCAGACGCCCACUGGUUGGCUUAAAGUGGACGUGAGGAGAAACAAGAAAACAAAGAUUUCGCAUGACUCGGACAGCAUGAUGGAGGACCCGGACUCGAAUGUAUACGAGGAGAGCGAUGAUCACAACUACGACACCAAGCUGGAAGUGCAGACAUCACACUCCGAAACGUACUCGGUGCUGGUGGAGGCGGACGAUGGACAAGAGCCCGAGCAGGAGAGCUUUGAGGAACACUACAUUGCGGAUGGUGAAGGUGAAAGUGAACACAAGCCACUGCCCAUGCUAACAUCAGGGCUCAACCAUAUCGUCGAAGUUCAUCCAAACGCCACACCGAACACAUCUGCACAAGACGCUGCGACGGCCGAAUCUGACGACAUCAAAUAUAUGGACUGCCUGCCGAGUGUGAGUCAAGAGCGGGAGCAAAUGGUUCCUUCUAUGACCACCUCGACGCCAACUAGGACAGAGACCGAGGACGAUUACUUCUGUAAAUCGGUGGCUGCCUACCUGAGGCAGCUGUCCCGAGUGCACAAGAUCAAGGCCAAGGUAGAGAUGUUCCAAAUACUGGAGAAAUACAUUUUGUUCGAAGAGGAGUGCCGAGGCGCGAGUUCGGGCCCGGGGCCAGGGUCGGGAUAAAACAGGUUACAUGGCAAUUGAUGUAUAUAGGUUUUAAAAUAGUUUUUAAUGCAGUACAAAUAUACAAAGUGACGAAAAA